GAUGGAGGAUGCAUAUAUGAGUUUGAGUACCUCCAAAAUGAAUGCAAAAUGUUUAUGCAAGGAAGGAGAACAAUGGUGUGCGAGAUGAGUAUAAAAACGAAUUCGGGAUUAAAGAUGCCAGUAUUAGUUGAUAGUUUUUCGCGGUGUACGAGUGUGUAAAAUCAAAAGAGUGCCAAAUUCAGCAAUGAAUCACAAGUUACAGUGGCCUUCACGCCCGGGAUCACCGGCACUUCCUGCAGUUCUUCUUGCGCUAUUUGCGGUGAUGGUGAUGUUGCUGGCGCCAUCUAUGGACGCGCAGGAGGACUAUAAUAUUCAACACAACGACGGAUCGUAUGAAUUCGGCUACGAGAAUGAAAACAAUUUCCACCACAGCAAAGCCAACUCUAGAAAUGUUGUACGUGGUGAAUUUGGAGGUCGCAACCCUAAAACAGGAGGGGUGGAUGUAACGUCAUACACAGCUGGACCUCGAGGAUAUAGGCCACGUGGUAGUAAUAUCGCUAGAAAGUUUGAUCAAAGCCAAGUACGGCGGGGACCAAUUGGAUCCAGGGAUGAUCCUUAUUAUGACCCAAAUGAAGAUCCAAGCUAUGACUUUGGGUUCAAGACCAGGACUUAUCAAAGAAAAGAAAGUGCCAAUAGAUUGGGCGAUGUAAAAGGGCAAUAUAGCUACACAGACGAUGUGGGUGAACGUCACAAUGUGGAAUAUAUCGCAGGAAAGAAUACUGGCUUCCAUGUGAAGACACCCUUCCCAGAUUCCAACCCAAAGGCCUAUGGUCCGCUGUUCUUUAAUGGCAGAGGUCGUCCCAUCCCACGUGGGAGAACUUCCAUACAGCGUGGUACCGAUGGCAGUUACAGAUUCGUCGCUGCUGGUCCUGACCAACGGCGCACAGAGGUCAGCGAUUCCGAAGGCAAUGUACGCGGGUCUUACACCUACCUCGACGACAAAGGUGUUCAACAUUCGGUUCAUUACAUAGCAGGACCUGGUAUUGGUUAUCGGGUACUGAAGAAUGUCAAUGGACCACAUCUUCCAUCAGUGUAUCCAUUCACAGGCCCCAAUAUUAUUCCACCAGAUUUUUAUAAUUAUAUAGAUAAACAUUCACAAGGGGAUGUUUUUAACGCGCCUGAAGAGGGUCCAACUGGACCUGGGAGUGAUUACGGUACAGAUUACGAAGCUGAUGGUGGUUAUGGAUCAGGCAGACCAAGCAGACCUAAUAGACCAAAUAGGCCUGGUGGUAGUAGACCCAGUAGACCUAGACCCAAACCGUCUGGAGCGGUACCAAGACCCAGACCUACCGAAAGACCUGCAAAUACUCGUCCAUCGUAUGACUACGAUGAUGGUGGAGAUUUGGGAGGUGAUGACCUCUUUGGUGGUGGUACAGGAAGUGGCAGUACCACUGCAAGACCACCUGGUAGUACUGGAAGACCAUCAACUGCUGGAACAACAAGUGGUACAUUCUCCGGAGAAGAUAUUACAGGAGGAGGAAGCGGUACUGGAGGUGGCGGUGCAGGUGGACCUCCUGGGGGAGCAGCUGGAGGAGGAGGGGAUGAUUAUGAUGACAAUGCCGAUGACUUAUUCGGUAGUGGUCCUUCCAUCUCCACGUCACGACCAGGCUCAUCCACUUCAAGACCUACCCCAGGCUCCACGCGACCUUCGCCAAAUUUUGACACAGGCGCUGAUGAUGGAGAUGACGGGGAUAUCAACAACUUAGAUGACGGACUUUUCGGAGGUAGUCCCGGAGUGUCCAGCUCUAAUCUAGGCGUGACCGGCACACCAAAACCUCACGUUAUUUCCAUUACAGGUGCAGGUGGUAAGAAAACCAUCGUCACGAACCUCGGCGAUCGGGUCUUUAGCGUACCGCCUGGAGUAUCAGUACACGCACACGUGCAAUCCAUCGAUUUGUAUCCUUACGAGAGCAAAGUACCCACACCAGCAGAUCAGUAUCGAGCAGAGACCACUCGUUUUCAGAGAUUAACAACACGACAAGUAAGUAAAGACGAUGAGAAACUUGUCACGGUACAGACCACAACGUUGCCAUCGACGACCAGCACACCAACUAGCACUACACCGGAUAGCAACAGUAAAAAGAAAACGGAAAAUGAAGUUUCCGAGGAAUACGAAGAUGAGUACGAAUCGGAGGAGACGUCAGCAGACGAUAAAAAGAGCGUUGAGACGACGACGACCACGGCGCGACCGGCAUCGACUACGAAGACAAUUAAGUAAUUUAUUAACGAUUGUACCGUACUGUACAUAAUUAGCAUAAAUAUUGUAAAAUAUGUAAUUAAAUUCUAAAAUGUU
Messenger RNA from Dalotia coriaria, 2293 nucleotides. Its product is annotated as collagen alpha-1(III) chain-like. The record is from RefSeq and is a predicted model, not a curated record. Gene Ontology annotation, molecular function: structural constituent of chitin-based larval cuticle. The transcript has 3 exons. Lineage: Eukaryota; Metazoa; Arthropoda; Insecta; Coleoptera; Staphylinidae. Gene Ontology annotation, cellular component: chitin-based extracellular matrix. Bases 185 to 2218 code for a protein of 677 amino acids.